AUGAUGGAAUGCGAAAGAAAACCACGAAUAAUUGUUCAGGGUGGUAUGUAUACUGAUUUGGAAUCUGGUGAUCGAGAAGAGUUCAUGGACGCGCUGAAAGGAGCUGCGAGGAAUGGAUAUGAUGUUCUGAAAGUAAGAUAUUGUAGACCUUAUAGAGUAAUUAAUUUUCCUGGUGUAAAUUUCCGGCAAAUUUACUGUCAGUGUAUCCACUAAUCACAUAUUGUGAGAAAGCGAUACCUAUGCUGCAGAAAUUUACCAUUAGCAACUUCAGGAUGUCAAAAGUGUACAUUAUAUAUAUAGGGUGUCUGAGAUCUUCUUGCUCGACAAAAGGACGUGCUCGCCAAUCAAUCCGUUAUGGAAUUCGUAAACUUUCCUAUCUUUACUUCAGAUGACUUCAACUGCUUUGCCCGAUAAACAGCUCAACACUAUGAGGCAGUGGCGUGCCGGGCACUACUGUUCUGGGGGGGGGGGGGCAGUAAGCUGUCAACCAAUAUGCGCCCCUAUAAUGUUAUGCUUGAUAAACGAGGGCCGAAGGCACGAGCAGCGUCGCAUGUGCGAGGUUUGUUUAGGGGUCUCUAAAAUGCCAUUUACUGGACUUCGGGAGAAGAUUUGACAGAAAUCUGAUGGUCAAGAAACGGCAUUAUAACGUGUCGAAAUUUGCAAUUUGGUUAGAAUUUAGUAGUAGUACUUAUUUUUGGCAAUGCAACUACUUCCAGCGAUUAAUUUAAUCCCAAUACUAUUAUUUACUGAUCUAGUUAUCUCAAUACAGUACAUUUACAACUUGCAGCUCUUUUAUACAAUAACGCACGCAUAUGCAUUUUAAGGUUACCUUGCCUGGCUGCGAAAAGGGCGCGUUUCAGCAUUAUUUCCUUACUUACAUUACUCAUGAUGUUUCUUGCGCAAAUAACUAAACUGCGUACACAACUUUACAUUAUCAUAACUUCAACUAUCUAAUGUGCGCCGCUAUUUUGAUUCGUGAGGCAUAAUAAAGGGCAUAAUAUGAGCAAUAAAGGGCAUGCAUGUAAUCGCUUCGAAACCUCACCAAUAUUCCGGUAAUAAGACAUUGCGUGUGAUCACUGAUCAUGUUUCUAUAUGAAUAAUUUCGUGUGAGCCGUGAGGUAGCAAAUUAGCAAAUACGGUCAGACAAAAUUGUCUGCAAUUUAAUAUAUCAGUUUGUUGCCUAUGCGCUUAGUCUGUUUAUAAGCCUAUAAACACAUCUUUUCCUGGCGGUAGUAACUAUACUUUUUCGAACGCGUUUUUUCGCACCCACUUUGAAAAUUCGGCGCGGGAUCGGCGCCCUCUUUUCAUUUUUGCGCCCCCAGCCAAGAAUUUUCAGCUGAGGGGACCUUGCUCCCCUGCCCCCCACCCUGCCAGCACGCCACUGCUAUGAGGCAAAAUGUUCCCUAGUACCAUGCCUUUGGAAGGCUAUAGAGAACAGUGUUGGAAGCGUGUUGUUUUUACAACAAGAAAAUUAACUUCCAUUGCACAUGCUGAAGCGUAAACGAAAAUUCCUAUCUUUAUAGAUCAUUCAAUUUAGCUUUCUAAUAGGGACACAUAUAUGCGACAACAUGGAUAUCAUAUAGCUUUGCUAUUAAAUAUAUGCGCAACCUUCUGAUAAAUUCUAGCUCACAAUGACAAGUAUUUUAAAGAAGAGAUUUAACGAAAAUCCUCAACUUUUUCAGCUAUUGCAUUAUUUUGCAGUUAUAUAAAUGUUUAUAAUCAGUACAUCGAUGCAUUUUAAUUCCUGUGCAUGCAUUUAUACAAUUCUCAUAAUUGCAGUCCAUUUUUCUCUGUUCAAGUGAAUCAUUGCGAAAAGUAUUGUGAGCUUUCGUGUUAAAAGCAAAUUUAGAAGAAAAUAAAACCGCAAGAUGUUCUGCAUUGAUAACAUGUACAAUGAUAUUAUUAGAAUAUUGAACAAAAUCUCGUUAUUUACAAAAUAUAACCAUUAUUUUAAUUCUCUUGGAAUCACUAGGAUAAUGGUACAGCUGUUGAUGCGGUGGAAAAAGCUGUUCGUGGUUUGGAGGAAAAUGGGCGUUUUAACGCAGGCCGUGGAUCAUAUAAAACUGAUAAAGGGCAAGUGGAAUGUGAUGCAAUGAUUAUGGAUGGGCACAAAGUGGAUGCAGGUAGUUUAAUUUCAUAUCGGAAUUUCAUUAUGAUUUUUCAUUCUUUCAACAUCAGGCGUUUCAAAUUUGGAAACCCAUGCAUGUAUUAACAUGGAAAUAUAUAUUUUUUCAGAGCAAUAUUACGAAAAAUAA
Messenger RNA from Paramuricea clavata, 2255 nucleotides. The record is from the annotation of a GenBank genome assembly. NCBI's taxonomy places the organism in Eukaryota, Metazoa, Cnidaria, Anthozoa, Malacalcyonacea, Plexauridae.